UAAAAAUAUAACAUAUAACAGUAUAAAAAAAUAAAUUUACAUCAAAAAUUGGUCAGUGCUAUUUUUAAUUUUAUUCAAAUGAAUCAAAAUGGAGUUUAUUGUCACCCUUGAUAACUAUAUUAUUCAUAAUAAAGAAGAAAAUAGAAGUUUAUGGUGCAAUCGCAAUGAUGGGAGUAUUGUUCCUUAUACCGCUGACAAGGUUGCAGAUACUUUAAAUCCUGUGUGUAAAGGACUUGUUUUUGGUGUAUUAGGGAAGAUGCAAAUGCUUCCUGGAUGUGGAUGGAAGUUAGUUUUAAUAGCCGAUCAAACAUUUGUUGGCUAUUUGCCUGGAGGGGUUGAAGUUUAUAAUAUUACCAAAGUUAUUACAGUUCCAUUAACUUGUGACACUGCAGAUUUAAAUGAUUUUGAUAAUCUCAAGGAAUGUGGAAAACAUUCAUCAUUGUUAAACAGUGACAAUGUUGUUUAUCAAAGAGCUCAGAAUACCUGGAACACAAUAAAAUCUGGUGCAAGUAACAUAAAUAAGCGAAACAUAUUUAAUAAAGAUUUAAAAGAUAAAGAUAAACUUGAGAGACGAUUUACAGAUGAGCUUUGCAAAAUGUUCAGUGAUUCAUCUUCAUUUUUUUACUCUCCUAAUGGCGACUUAACAAACUCAAGACAGAGAAUGUCAAAGUUAAAGUCUGAUUUUGAUUGGAAACAGGCAGAUAAUCGUUUCUUUUGGAACAAGCCAAUGUUACAGGACCUUAUUGAUUCUGAUAAUCCUUUAGCUGUGCCUUGGGUGGUUCCAGUCAUCCAAGGAUUUGUCCAAAUUCAACGCUGCUAUAUCAGUUCAACUGAUUUUUCAUUUGGUAACGGUGAAAACCAAGAUGGUUCAAGUGAUGAGGAAGAAGAUGUUACAGAUGGUAUAAGAUGUCAUACUGGACAAAAUUUAAAGGAUGACGAAUAUGAUUUGAUUGUUAUCUCACGUCGAAGUAGAUUUAGGGCAGGAACCCGUUACAAACGUCGUGGUGUUGAUGAUGAUGGAAAUGUUGCAAAUUAUGUGGAAACCGAACAAAUUGUAUGUGUCUUGAAUCAUAUCAUAUCUUAUGUGCAACUUCGAGGCUCAGUACCUAUUUAUUGGAGUCAACCAGGAUUAAAAUAUAGACCAAUGCCAGUAAUUGAUCGAAGUUAUGAUGAAUCACAAAAAUCAUUUGCCAAACAUUUUGAUAGUGAUUUGUCUCUUUAUAAUAAGAUUAUUAUAGUAAGUUUAGUUGAGUUGAAAGGAACAGAAAAGAUUAUUGCUGACAACUAUUUGGAGCAUAUUUUAACUUACAACAGUGAUCAGUUGACAUUUUUUAUAUUUGAUUUUCAUGAGUAUUGCAGAGGUAUGAAAUUUGAAAAUGUUUCAAUACUCACUGAUGUUUUUAAAGACCUCUAUGAUUCCAUGGGAUUUUACUGGGUUGAUGACUCUGGGUUAAUAUGCGAACAAAAAUGCGUUUUUCGAACAAACUGCAUGGACUGUUUGGAUCGAACUAAUGUCGUUGAAGCAGCUAUUGCACGAGAAGUGCUACUAAAUAUUCUUCGAAAACUUGGAAGAUUGAUGCCAGAUGAAUACCUCCCACACAACUGUAGAAGGGUUCAUAACAACAUUUGGGCAAAUAAUGGUGAUGCUAUUAGCAUUCAAUAUGCUGGAACUGCUGCUAUGAAGGGUGAUUUUACUAGAACAGGUGAAAGGAAAAUUGCUGGCAUGAUGAAAGAUGGUUAUAACUCUGCUAAUAGAUAUUAUUUGAAUCGUUUUAAAGAUAAUUAUCGACAAACAUUAAUAGAUAUGAUGCUUGGAAACCCAGUAACAGAAGAUUUGUUGUUGAUUGAUGGAAGCGCAAUUGUUAAUGAAGAAGAUGAAAUAUGGACUUCUGAAAAAGAAGAGUGUAUUACUCAACUUGUGCGUCACUCUGAACUAUCUCUUCUUCCUAAAAAUGAGGAAUGUCUUGGUGGUUGGGCAUUAGUUGACCCAUUCACUUUCGUUAACCCCACAGAAUCUCCACAAGACGAAGAUAUAAUUUUACUACUGACACAUCAAGCAUAUUAUGUGGCAAGGUACAGUGAUGCAUUAGAACAACUAUUUUCUUAUCAACGAAUUCCAUUAAAAGAUCUUGUCAAAAUUGAAAUAGGCACUGAAAGUUUCUAUUAUAAAAAUCAGUUUGUUUUCAUGCGACUUCAUUACAAGUAUAACAAUACUAGUGGGUUUUUUCAUACUGUUAGAGCUGUUCAAAAGAGAUCUGCAGAGGAAUCAAAAGGUAUUUUGUUAUCAAUAGCAGACAUGUUUCUUUCUGUUGCACAUUAUGAAGGACUUGCCAUUAAAAUAAACGAAGUAAAAUUCGAUAAAAAACGUUCAAAGAGCCAUUUAAAUAUUCAACCUUUGUCUUCUAAACGUACUUUAAGCUAUUCUAGUCGUUUAAAGACUCACGAAGACUUAAAGCUUGAUGGCUUAUGCGAAAAUCAUUUAAACAAUCCUCUUAUACAAAUCGAAAAUGAUUCGAAACCUGACAUAAAAAAAAACUUACUUGACACUACUCCGACUUUAGAAGAGUCAAAGAAAAAUCUUUCUUCAGAAAUCACUAUAGUCAAAUCCCACAGCGAAGGAGAGUUAGCUACUCAAAUUGCUAAAACUUUUACAUCUUCCCGCGUUGAUGCUUUUCUUCGAAAAACCAAGUCUGCCCUCGUUAAUGUUGCUCCUAAAGUUCGAGAUAUAUCAUUACGCGAAAGUCCAGAUGAAUUCAAGUCUAAGUCGCAAAAAAAUGACAAUCCUGCUCAUAUUUUGGAAUUUAAGAAUUCGCUCAAGAAGCUUCCUGAGUUUCGCAACAAACUUCAAUCAGCAUUUGCUCACCAAAGAACACGCAGAAAAGUAAAUUUAACAGAAGAAGAGUUAAAAAAACGCAGGAAUUGCAAAACGAAAAUAUACGAAUUGUAAUUAGGUUUUAUUUUGGUAUCCAUAAUCAGUUUCAUUAAAAUUAGUAAAUUAAUACAUAUAAUUAUUUUUA
Messenger RNA from Hydra vulgaris (swiftwater hydra), 3017 nucleotides. Its product is annotated as phosphatidylinositide phosphatase SAC2. The record is from RefSeq and is a predicted model, not a curated record. Gene Ontology annotation, biological process: phosphatidylinositol dephosphorylation; regulation of endocytic recycling. Gene Ontology annotation, molecular function: phosphatidylinositol-4-phosphate phosphatase activity. Gene Ontology annotation, cellular component: clathrin-coated endocytic vesicle; early endosome. NCBI's taxonomy places the organism in Eukaryota, Metazoa, Cnidaria, Hydrozoa, Anthoathecata, Hydridae.